Pocillopora damicornis (cauliflower coral) is the source of this 1113-nucleotide messenger RNA. RefSeq lists its product as uncharacterized. Lineage: Eukaryota; Metazoa; Cnidaria; Anthozoa; Scleractinia; Pocilloporidae. The record is from RefSeq and is a predicted model, not a curated record.
AUGAAUAGCCAAUCAGAACAUAGAAUUCACUUAAGCGGAAACAGUAGCAUCAGGAACAGCAGGAAUAACAGCAGCAGUAGUGGCGGCAGUAGUAGUACUAAUAGUAGCAGUAGCAGGAGCAGUAAUAGCGGCAGUAAGAGCAACAGCAGCAGAAGAAAUAUUACUAUCAGUAGUAACAGAAGCAGUAAAAGUAGCAGCAGUAGUAGCAAUAGAGGUAGCAGCAGAAGCAGAAGCAGUAGCAGUAACAGUAGCAGUACUAUGAACCGUAGCAGUAGCAGUAGCAGUAGCAGUAGCAGUAGCAGUAGCAGUAGCUGUAGCAGUGGCAGAAGCAGUAGCAGUAGCAGUAGCAGUAGCAGUAGCAGUAGCAGUAACAGUAGCAGUAGCAGUAGCAGUAACAGAAGCAGUAGCAGUAGCAGUAGCAGUAGCAGUAGCAGUAGCAGAAGCAGUAGCAGUCGUAAUAGCAGAAGCAAUAGUAGUAGUAGUAACAGUAGCAGUAGCAGUAGUAGUAGCAGAAGCAGAAGCAGAAGCAGAAGCAGAAGCAGAAGCAGUAACAGUAACAGCGGCAGUAGCAGAGCAAAAGCAGUAGCGUAUUACUACUGUUAUACCGCUACUGCUUCUGUUACUGCUAGUGCUACUUCUACUGCUAUUGCUAUUGCUUCUGCUAUUACGACUGCUACUGCUUCUGCUACUGCUACUGCUACUGCUACUGCCACUUUUACUGCUACUGCUACUGCUACUGCUACUGCUACUGCUACUGCUACUGCUACUGCUACUGCUACUGCUACUGCUUCUGUUACUGCUACUGCUACCGCUUCUGCCCCUGCUUCUGGUACUGCUACUGUUACUGCUGUUACUGUUCCCGUUACUGCUACUGAUACUACUGUUCAGACUGUUGCUGCUACUGCUACUGAUAUUUCUACUGCUACCUCUAUUGCUACUACUGCUACUACUUUUACUGCUUCUGUUACUGCUACUGAUAGUAAUAUUUCUUCUGUUACUGUUGCUCCUACUGCCGCUAUUACUGCUUCUGCUACUGCUACUAUUAGUACUACUACUGCCGCCACUACUGCUGCUGCUAUUCCUGCUGUUCCUGAUGCUACUGUUUCCGCUUAA